AUGUCCGUCGAAGUAAUUAAUACUAUUUCACCAACCACAGGUGAGAUCGUCAUCUCCCGCAAUGGCCCAUCUUCAGCCGACCUAGACCUGUUGCCCAAGGUGGCGACUGAAGCGUUUCAAAGCUUCCGCAAGACCACCCUCAAGGAGCGACAGGAGAUUGUUAGAAAGUUCCUGAAGGGCCUCGCCGACCGUGAAUCGGAGCUCGCUGAGGAGCUUACUGUGCAAAUGGGCCGACCCAUCGCGUUUACUGGAAAGGAGAUCACAACUGCUGUGAAGCGGGGUGAAUAUCUUCUUAAAGUCAGUGAUGAGGCCCUUCAAGAUACCGACGGCGAGGCAGAGAAAGGAUUCAAGCGCUUCAUACGCAAGGUUCCAGUUGGACCCGUACUGGUCAUCUUUGCAUGGAAUUACCCCUAUUUGAUUCUCGUCAACUCUCUUAUUCCAGCCAUCCUGGCAGGCAACAGCGUCAUCCUUAAACCAUCUCCUCAGACUCCCACCAUUGCGGAGCGUGUGUCCGAGAUCUUUGCUGCUGCAGGCUUGCCCCAAGGCGUCCUCCAGUAUUUCCAUUGUGGCUCGCCGAGUACAAUGGAGACGAUUGUGCGCGAUCCUAGGAUCGAGCUUGUAUGCUUUACCGGCUCUGUUUCUGGCGGCCUUUCUGUGCAAAAGGCAGCCGCCGACCGCAUCGUCAACAUUGGUCUGGAGCUUGGUGGCAAAGACCCAGCCUACAUUCGCAGUGACGUGGACAUUGAUUGGGCCGCCGAGGAGAUUGUAGACGGCUCUGUAUUCAACUCGGGCCAGAGCUGCUGUUCUCUCGAGCGUGUGUACGUUGACGAGAGCAUCCACGAUGCUUUUGUCGAGGCAGUGCAAAAGGUGCUCAAGGGUUACAAGCUUGGCGAUCCAUUUGACAAGAGUACGCAUGUCGGACCCGUCAUCUCGAGCCGAUCAAAGGGUGCCAUCGAGGGCCAUAUCAAGGACGCGGUUUCCAAAGGCGCCAAGGACGCCACCCCGGCCAAUGAGUCGUUUGACAACCUGCCAUCCAAGGGCAACUUUGUGAAACCGACGCUGCUCACCGGUGUGGACCACAGCAUGACGGUCAUGACAGAGGAGACAUUCGGACCCGUAAUCCCCGUUAUGAAGGUCAAGGGCGACGCCGAGGCCAUUAAACUGAUGAAUGACAGCGAAUUUGGUCUCACAGCCAGUAUUUGGACCAAGGAUACGGACAAAGGCUACAAGCUUGCCGAGGACGUGGAGGCCGGCACCGUGUUCGUGAACCGCUGUGACUACCCCAGCCCUGACCUUGCGUGGACGGGCUGGAAGAACUCUGGCCGGGGCCAGACGCUUAGCAAGUUUGGCUUUGACGCCUUUGUCAAGCUCAAGAGCUUCCACUUGAAGGACUACCCGAAAUGA
Messenger RNA from Cordyceps militaris CM01, 1404 nucleotides. Its product is annotated as betaine aldehyde dehydrogenase 2. The record is from RefSeq and is a predicted model, not a curated record. The coding region runs from base 1 to 1404 and encodes 467 amino acids. The transcript is spliced from 3 exons. Lineage: Eukaryota; Fungi; Ascomycota; Sordariomycetes; Hypocreales; Cordycipitaceae. Gene Ontology annotation, molecular function: aldehyde dehydrogenase (NAD+) activity.